Molecule: messenger RNA, 1697 nt
Organism: Durio zibethinus
Lineage: Eukaryota; Viridiplantae; Streptophyta; Magnoliopsida; Malvales; Malvaceae
Product: glucan endo-1,3-beta-glucosidase 8-like
Biological process (GO): carbohydrate metabolic process
Molecular function (GO): hydrolase activity, hydrolyzing O-glycosyl compounds
Source: RefSeq, a predicted model, not a curated record
GACAACGCCCGCCACUUUCUAAAUUAUCGUUUCGCCAUAGUUAAUAUAUAUCAACCGUUAAGAAAUUCUCCUACGUACAUUUUUUUUCUAGCAAUUUGUUUCGUGCCGAAGCAAAAAUUUUCAUUUUCCAUUCUGUCCGGAAGAAUUGGCACGAACCAUAUGGCUCGAGCCAUGGCCUUCCUAUGGACCUGUGCCUUGAUCCUGGUUGCAGCUGGUGUUGUUGUUGCAGAGAACAUUGGUGUGAAUUGGGGUGUGAUGUCCUCGCACCCAUUGCAUCCUAGCAUUGUGGUGCGUCUGCUCAAAGACAAUGGCGUGAAAAAGGUUAAGCUUUUCGAUUCAGAUUCUUGGACGGUAGGUUACUUUUCUGGAACUGGCAUUGAGGUCACGCUUGGGAUUCCUAAUGAGCAGCUACAAAACUUGGCCGAUGACCACCGUGCUGCCAAGGAUUGGGUCAAAGAAAAUCUCACCAGCCAUCUUCAUGAUGGGGGUGUCAACAUCAAGUACGUAGCUGUUGGAAAUGAGCCAUUCUUGGGUAGCUACAAUGGUUCAUUUACAAAACAAACAUUCCCAGCAUUGAAAAACAUUCAGAAGGCCCUAAAUGAUGCAGGUGUAGGAAACAAAAUCAAAGCAACAAUACCUCUUAAUGCUGAUGUUUAUCAAUCGGGUUCAAACAAACCAUCCGACGGAGUUUUCCGCGACGACAUAGAGGAUCUGAUGACCCAAAUUGUGCGUUAUUACAACGAAAAUGGAUGCCCAUUUACCGUCAACAUAUAUCCUUUCCUUAGUCUCUACCUAAAUAGUAAUUUCCCUCAAGAUUUUGCAUUCUUUAAUGGAGGUCACCCGAUCAAUGACAAAAAUGUUCAGUAUGACAACGUUUUUGACGCAAACUAUGACACUCUUGUUCGGGCAUUGAAAAAGGUCGGCGUCCCAGAUCUGAAGAUCAUCGUUGGGGAAGUUGGAUGGCCAACAGAUGGCCACAAAACAGCAACCAAGGACAAUGCUAAGAAGUUUUAUGAUGGUCUCUUCAAAAAAUUAGCCAGUAACAAGGGAACCCCACUUCGUCCUGGGAAAAUGGAAGUCUACUUAUUCGGUUUGUUUGAUGAGGAUAUGAAGAGUAUUGAACCAGGUUAUUUCGAGAGGCAUUGGGGGAUUUUUUACUUUGAUGGGAAACCCAAAUUCCCAAUGGACUUUUCUGGCGGUGGAAAUGACAAGGCAUUAGUGGCUGCUAAGGGGGUACAAUACUUGCCUAACCAAUGGUGCGUUUAUGAAAAGGAUGCCAUGGACCAGGAAGUGUUGCCUAACCAGAUGAGUUGGGCAUGCAGCCAUGCCGAUUGCUCAUGCUUGCAGGAAGGUGCAUCCUGUUACAAUCUGGACAAUACGCGUAGGAUCUCGUAUGCUUUUAACAGUUACUACCAAACCAAUGACCAAGAUGUUGAAGCCUGUAAAUUCGAGGGUUUAGCCAAGAUCGUAACGGUAGAUCCAUCAACACAGAAUUGCAAAUUCCCAAUUCAAAUAGUGAGUGGCGGAGAGAAGAGGCUGAGUUUUGCAUAUAUAGCAAUUGCUGCCCUCGUUUCAUUAAUGAGCUUGUUCAUAUUGGUGUAAGAUUGAGAAUCAAACUAUAAAUCAUAUAACGAGAGAGUUUGGAAUGUAGAAUAUUGUUAGUGCAAUUCCCUUUCUAACCUUUUUUAAUUAAUUUA